Helicoverpa armigera (cotton bollworm) is the source of this 1085-nucleotide messenger RNA. RefSeq names its product tRNA pseudouridine synthase-like 1. Gene Ontology annotation, molecular function: pseudouridine synthase activity; RNA binding. The coding region runs from base 123 to 1085 and encodes 320 amino acids. The record is from RefSeq and is a predicted model, not a curated record. The transcript has 6 exons. Lineage: Eukaryota; Metazoa; Arthropoda; Insecta; Lepidoptera; Noctuidae. Gene Ontology annotation, biological process: tRNA pseudouridine synthesis.
GACUAGUGACUGAUCUGACAGACAGCUGGUUUUUAACCUAUACUUUAAGCUCGUGUUAUUGGUAUUUUUUCUGAUUUAAAAUCAAUGAAAACAGUUUCAUAUUUUACUCGUAAGAAAGUAUAAUGAAAGCCAGAUAUUUAACAUUCUUCUCUUACAUAGGAACGCGGUUUAGGUCUUCCGAAAAGAUAUGGUUGAAAGAGGGCCGCAACUACCCAGAUCUUGAAAGUAUUCAAGGUUUGAUGGAAUUUGCGCUUCUCAGGCUUAAGUCAAUGAACUAUCCUAGUCUUACGCUAUCGAGCCGUACAGAUGGUGGAGUCCAUGCCUUGAACACAAGUGCACACUUUGACUUGGACAGGUUCGGCUCUUCCAUAUACAACACAGAAAACAUCACUUACACUCUGAACAAAUUCUUCUACAAACACAAUUACAGCAUUUUUGUUAAGAAAUGUAUUAGAGUGCAUGAUAACUUCCAUGCAAGACACCAGGCUAUUGGUAGAACCUACUUGUACAGAUUAGCAGUGAAAAAGGAUGAAGUAGUUCUUCCUGAGAAUAUUACAAUAGCCUCAUACAUACCCAUAGAAGAGUGGAGACGGUGUCAUUUUAUGAGAUUACCAGGUUUUGAUAUAGAAAAAUUCAUAGAAGGCUCCAAAUAUUUUGUUGGUUACCAUGACUUCACGUCAUUCAAGAGGUUUGACAAGUUAAAACAGCACAAGCACAACAGGAGAGAGAUUCAGUACAUUAAAGUGAGGCCGGGCAAGCCUAAUCUUACCAGCUACGAGAGGGGAGAAGAAAGCAUAUUCAAUUAUUGGGAUAUUGAGAUCAGAGGGAGAGGAUUUGUACACAAUCAGAUCCGUCGCAUGGUAGGGACACUCAAUGCUGUAGCCGCUGGCAAGCUCCCAGUUGAAGAAAUAAAGGUUAUGCUGCAAAUUCCUUCCAAGCAUUCUUGGCACAAUUCUAUCCAAGCAGGUCCUGCAGACGGCCUGUACCUGUGCGAUGUACAUUAUAACCCUGAGGAUCUAGUCUAUGACCCUGAGAAAACCCUGGAAGAAAAGGACGAAAGUGAUAGUGAUACUGAAUGUGAUUAA